CUGCCAUGGGCCCUUCACUCACUAUUUCUCCCUCUCUACACGUUUAACACCAGCCCUCCAAUCUCUCUCUCUCUCUCUCUCUCUCUCUAAAAAGCUUUGAGCUUCUGUGAGGGAGAAGCUCGCUAAGAUUAUUUGCAUCUAAUCUUGAUCCUUCCAAUGGCACUUACCGCAAGCAAGGUUUCAAGUGGUCCUAUGGUCACUAAUAGGACAACUAUUACUAAAAUACAUGGAAUCAAUUAUUCAUCUGCAAAUUCAGUACAUGAAUUACAUAAUACAAGUCAUAGACUUGAGCUUAGACAACAAAGCAAUGGACAUCUCUUGACAUUGAAGUUGAACUUUCCUGAGAAGGGGUUAUGCAGCGUAUAUGGAAAACGUGGUAACUAUGUCAUCUCUCGAGGAUCCUCUUUCAUAUGCUGGUCAACAGGGAUGCCUAAUACUGAAGCAAAGGAAUGUAUUCCACAUUAUGGUGAUUGUUCAGAUGUAGCUAGAUUGCAAGGUGGAGAUGUGGACGACGAGCAUCCGGCCUUGCCUGAGAGAACCAUCCACUCAAGUGAGAGAUUAGCUGAGGCUUGUAAAUUUGUUCACAAUGAUGCAAAAUUCGUUAACGAAAGGGUUCAGAAUGACAUUGUUUUGCUUUCUCGUGGCAUAAUGAGGUUGGAUGCUCGUGUACGUCAAGAUGUUGCUAUUCUUGGGUCAGAGUUUCUUAAGCUUGAUGCUCGGGCAAGGGAGGACACUGGGAAAAUUGACCAUGGUGUGAAGAAAAAGGCCGAACGUCUUCAUCAUAUUGCUACUAUCUUGAAAGACAAAGCUCAAUCUAGACUGAAAAGCGUCGCAGACCAGCACUGGAGUGAUGGAGCUUUGGAGGCUGACUUGCGACGUGCAGACUUUUGUGCCAAACAACGUGCGAUGGAAGAUGCCCUAAUGGCUUUGGAGUUUGUCAAAAACAUCCAUGACAUGAUGGUGAACAAGUUGUACAAGUUUCCUUUGCGCAGGAGAAAGGGUUUCCUCUCAGCUAAUGGCACAAUUGGGCGUAUAAUGAUUGAAAAGAAUGGGAAAACUCUUGAUUUCUUUCCAGGAGAAGUGUCUGCUGGUCGCAUUACUGCCAUUCAGGAGGCUUACUGGAGUAUGGCAUCUGCACUCUCUGAAGCUGAUGGAAUUGACUACACUGAUCCUGAAGAGCUCGAGUUGUUGGUUACCACGCUUAUAGAUCUUGAUGCAAUGGAUGGUAAAAGUAGUGUAUCGUUAUUGGCCGAGUGUUCAAGUUCUCCUGAUGUUAAUACUAGAAAAGCAUUAGCUAAGGCAUUAGCAGCAGCCCCGUCCAUGUGGACUCUUGGAAAUGCAGGCAUGGGAGCAUUGCAGAGACUCGCUGAAGAUAGCAAUCCAACGAUUGCUGCAGCAGCAUCGAAAACUAUCUACGAACUAAAGAAACAAUGGGAAAUAGAAGAGGGGGACAGUUGGAGGUUCAUGAUGAAUCAAAAGACCACCAUGGAGGAGGAAGAAAACCAAGAAGCUGACAAUGACAAAGCAACGGACUAAGAGGUGUUUAUGUGAUCAUACUGUAGAUAUUGACGUGAUGGACUGUGUAACUGUUACACUAAAAUUGAUAAAUCUACUAAUAGAAGGUAGGUAUUAAUGUUACAGAGAACUGUAUGAUCUGCCACUUGUAUUUUGUUAAGUUCCUCAGUCUAAGUUUAAUUGUUUUUUGAAUUA
Cornus florida is the source of this 1710-nucleotide messenger RNA. Its product is annotated as senescence-associated protein SPA15, chloroplastic. Lineage: Eukaryota; Viridiplantae; Streptophyta; Magnoliopsida; Cornales; Cornaceae. Gene Ontology annotation, biological process: cellular response to oxidative stress; leaf senescence. Gene Ontology annotation, cellular component: chloroplast. The record is from RefSeq and is a predicted model, not a curated record. Bases 157 to 1536 code for a protein of 459 amino acids. The transcript has 13 exons.